Molecule: messenger RNA, 438 nt
Organism: Histoplasma capsulatum G186AR
Lineage: Eukaryota; Fungi; Ascomycota; Eurotiomycetes; Onygenales; Ajellomycetaceae
Exons: 3
Coding region: 1-438 (145 amino acids)
Source: RefSeq, a predicted model, not a curated record
AUGCAGUAUAAACGCUGGACAUUCAGGAAAGAAACAGCAUCCAGGAACACGAGGAAGCUCGAAGCAGCAAGCAGAUUCUUUUUCCGGGACGAAGAAAUCAGAAUGGAGAUUGAGGUCCACUGUGAAUUACUGCGUAAUGCAGCAGUGGAAAAGGGGAACAAUUAUAAUCAUUGUACUGUCCCUGUACAUGGCAUCGAGGAGCUUAUCGAUAGUUCGUUAUACGCAGUUCAUUUAUGGGGCAGCAGCUCGCCAUACUCACUUCGAGGGUCGCAAGGUGAACGAACAGUUGGUAGCAGGAUUGUGCCCGUUGGCUCAGAGGAGUUUAGCGGGAACUGGUAUCUUUCGGUCUCCUCGUCACACUUUUCACGGCGGCUCGGCGACUGGCUGGCUCUGAAGCCCCUUCCAGAGCGCGACACCCCAUACCAGCAAUACCGCUGA